Molecule: messenger RNA, 423 nt
Organism: Pyricularia pennisetigena
Lineage: Eukaryota; Fungi; Ascomycota; Sordariomycetes; Magnaporthales; Pyriculariaceae
Exons: 3
Coding region: 1-423 (140 amino acids)
Source: RefSeq, a predicted model, not a curated record
AUGGCAUCCAACCCUCAACUUGCAAGGCCAAAUGGUGCCCCCACCGCGGCUCCUGUGUCCGCCGGCGACGACACGUGGGACGAGACCAAGUAUGAGGCGAGCCUCAAGCACCUGCAUGAGCUUCAUCUUCAGGCAAGUGGAAAAGAGCCGAGUCAUCAGCUACGUCGCCUUCGAGCUACAAUACCACGAAUGAUUGCCCCUGCCACGGAAAAUAUUGCCAAUCCUGCGGAGCUCUUUCCGGCUCUGCAGCAGUCAAUGGCAUCCGGAGUAAAGGACGUCAAAGACUUCAAGGACUCUAUGACCAGUAGGGAGACGAGCAAGAUAAUAUCACGAGCAGUGCAAAGCCGGCAGAAGAACCCGCUCGGUAUCAAGCCGUGGCGGCCAAAGGACGAUCCAAACUGGACCCAGAUGGACCUGGAUUGA